AUGGAGAAGUUGUACCUGGCGGGGAGCGGCCUGUGGGCCAACGGCACUCUGGGGAACGGCAGCCUGCAGCCCGAGGACAGAGCGACCGUCAGGAACGGCACCGCGGACCCCCUGAAGCGGAACGAGGACAUGGCCAAGGUGGAGGUGACCGUGCUCUGCCUCAUCCUCUUCCUCGCCCUGAGCGGCAACCUGUGCGUGCUGCUGGCCAUCCACACCACCCGGCAGAAGCACUCCCGCAUGUACUUCUUCAUGAAGCACCUGAGCAUCGCCGACCUGGUGGUGGCCGUCUUCCAGGUCCUGCCCCAGCUCAUAUGGGACAUCACCUUCAGGUUCUACGGCCCCGACUUCCUUUGCCGGCUGAUCAAGUACUUGCAGGUGGUAGGGAUGUUUGCCUCCACCUACAUGCUCCUGCUGAUGUCCCUGGACCGCUGCUUGGCCAUCUGUCAGCCGCUGCGGUCCCUGCAUAGGCGGGCGGACCGGGUCUCCGUGCUGCUCACCUGGCUGCUGUGCCUGCUGGUCAGCAUCCCCCAGAUCCACAUCUUUUCCCUGCGGGAUGUGGGGAACGGAGUCUACGACUGCUGGGCGGACUUCAUCCAGCCCUGGGGACCCAAAGCUUAUGUCACCUGGAUAACCCUCAUGGUCUACAUCAUCCCAGUGUUGAUGCUGAGCGUCUGCUACGGCUUAAUCAGCUUCAAAAUCUGGCAGAACGUGAAGCUGAAGACGGCCCACGGCCCCCCCGGGGGGCUGAGCUCCACCGCCCGCGGCGGAGCGGCGUUUGCCAGGGUCAGCAGCACGCGGCUCAUCUCCAAAGCCAAGAUCCGGACAGUCAAAAUGACCUUCAUCAUCGUGCUGGCGUUCAUCGUGUGCUGGACGCCCUUCUUCUUCGUGCAGAUGUGGUCUGUGUGGGACACCAACGCUCCGCAGGAAGCCUCCCCCUUCAUCAUCGCCAUGUUGCUGGCCAGCCUCAACAGCUGCUGCAACCCCUGGAUCUACAUGCUGUACACGGGGCACCUGUUCCACGACCUGAUGCGGCGCUUCCUCUGCUGCUCUGCGCGGUACCUGAAGGCUCGGCCGGCCUGCGAGCUGAGCGUGGGCAGGAAGAGCCAUUCGUCCUCCUUCGUGCUCAGCUGCCGCAGCAGCAGCCAGCGCAGCCUGGCGCAGCCGCCCUCCACGUGAGGGCACCUGGCCGAGUGCUGGGAAGCGCUGGGACUGCGGUGGGGAGUGCGGUGUAAAUAAAUAGGGGUGCAGACGUGUGUGCGGGAGAGCGCGGGCAGCGCGCCGCGUCGGGCCGGGCAGCGGCGAGGAGAACUCCGUGCUCAGGGCUGUGCGGGGCUGAGCAGCGCCUGGCCCGUUCCCACCGGCGGCUUUAAUGCACGGACCGUCGUCGGAGCCCCUCCUGCCUCCUGCAUGGAGCUCAUCUGGGACGGGGCUGAGUAACGCCAGCGUGGGACUGGGGAUCUGUGCAAUAACGCAUCUGCUGAGCGUGCUCCAGGCUUCUCCUAAGGCAUCUGGGUUACACUGGGGCUCCGUGGGGUUGAGGAGCUGCCAUCUGGUCCUCCGAGGCCAAGCACUUGUUCUGGGUCUGCAGCUGAUAGCAUUUGAUCUUUUCCACCAAUGCAACCUUCUUGCUUUGUAACGCACAAAGUCAUGCUCACAGCAUGGGUUUUUUAAUUGUUAAGGAAUACCUGUAAAUAAAACUUUCUGGCUGUGUCUUGA
This is a messenger RNA of Centrocercus urophasianus (Greater sage-grouse), 1716 nucleotides long. RefSeq names its product oxytocin receptor (gene OXTR). Gene Ontology annotation, molecular function: peptide binding; vasopressin receptor activity; oxytocin receptor activity. The record is from RefSeq and is a predicted model, not a curated record. The coding region runs from base 1 to 1176 and encodes 391 amino acids. Gene Ontology annotation, biological process: female pregnancy; positive regulation of vasoconstriction; regulation of systemic arterial blood pressure by vasopressin. Lineage: Eukaryota; Metazoa; Chordata; Aves; Galliformes; Phasianidae. Gene Ontology annotation, cellular component: membrane. The transcript is spliced from 2 exons.